Messenger RNA from Musa acuminata subsp. malaccensis (wild Malaysian banana), 932 nucleotides. RefSeq lists its product as uncharacterized. Lineage: Eukaryota; Viridiplantae; Streptophyta; Magnoliopsida; Zingiberales; Musaceae. The record is from RefSeq and is a predicted model, not a curated record.
AAAAGCGUAUGCACGUCUCUCGCUGUGGGCUCGUGAUCUGAAGCAGGAGCAGGAAGGGUGGAAGGAACAUGGAGUGGGCUCAACUUGUGCUGGUUUUGGUGGUUCUCCAAUCAAUCACCCUCACCUUGCUGCCACACGGAGCAGCUGCGGAAGAUCCGCUCUCCCCUUUCCUCGCACCUGCUUUCGAUUAUAUAUGCAAUAAGAGUGACUGUGGGAAGGGGACCUGCGAAGUAUCACCAGAACACGCCUUUGGAUAUGUAUGCAACUGCAAACCAGGGUGGACUCAGUUCCACAUCGGAGACCACUUCAGGUUCCUCCCUUGUGUCGUCCCCAACUGUAGCAUCAGCUACUCAUGCCACAAUGAUUCAAUGCCUCCUGCGCCGUCACCCUUGCCAAAUCCACUCAAUUUCUCUUUGUGGGAUCCUUGCUUGUAUUCCUUCUGUGGAGGUGGCACUUGUGUGAAAACAUCGACUUCCGAACAUCGUUGUGACUGCAAAGCGGGUUUCAAGAAUCUUCUGAACGAUAGCAGUUUGCCUUGCUACAGAGAUUGCUCGCUUGGAGCUGAUUGUGCAAACCUCGGGAUCACACUGUCGAAUUCCACUUCUCCGGCUUCACCGCCAAGUCUGUCCGACAAUGGCAGUUCAUCAGGCGGAGAUAUGUUAGCUCCCAAUACAUUGCUUUGGAUGGUUGUGCCGGUGAUUCCUGUCGCCAUGGCUUACACGAGAUUCGUAGAACUCGGAGUAUUGUGAUAGUGUUCUUCUGUCCACAUUCAGCAUAUAGAUACAGAUGGAGUAGCACCAUUAGAAUUCAUAGUGCUUGGUAUUUGUUCUGAGAUCUUAUGUAUAUAACAUCUUGAAUAAACAUUUGGUUUGCUCCUCUCGUGGGUUGAUAUACUUAGAAUAAAGCAGGCAGAUCUUCUUGUAGCUUUUCCA